Sabethes cyaneus is the source of this 4827-nucleotide messenger RNA. RefSeq lists its product as uncharacterized. NCBI's taxonomy places the organism in Eukaryota, Metazoa, Arthropoda, Insecta, Diptera, Culicidae. The record is from RefSeq and is a predicted model, not a curated record. The transcript is spliced from 8 exons. The coding region runs from base 1 to 4827 and encodes 1608 amino acids.
AUGGAUAAACAACCUGGUGGGAUUACUGGUCGCAUGCUGACAGGGCGUGCAGGCUUUCUUCAUUGGAAGGGGGCAUUUUGGCUCUGCCGAAAUCCUGGCAAUUCUCGGGGCUUGAAACAGCAGUAUGUAGAUGAAACCCGAGGUUGCACAUCGGAUGGUGGCUAUAGUGAGGAUGACCCAAAUUUUGAAACCUGUUCUGAAGAUUUGUGCAACAAGGUUGCUAGUUGCAUAGUUUGUGAUUCCACAAUUCCCGAGCAUCGUGAUUGCCUCACCAAUCUAGACGAGUAUCGUCAACAUUGUACGCUACACGGCAUUUUCAAGGAAAACAAUUGCUUUCGCCAAGAAUCUGGCGAAAAUGAUUUUCGCUUGGGUUGUAUUAGUGAAAUAAAUGUUCCCUCCGAUUGCACUGGGUCAGAUACUGAGACCUGUAAAAGUUGUGCUGAUGAAUAUUGCAAUCACAAAGAAUUUCCAUCAUGUUAUGCAUGUGAUGCGUGUAGAACAAUUUCUCAGAACAAUCCCGUAGUAGAUCAUUGCAUAGAAUAUUAUGACAAAUGUUAUACCGUUUAUGAACGUGAUUCAAAAACGACAAAACGUGGCUGUAUGGAUGAUAACCCUCUAGAGGAAAUAUAUGAAACCAUUUUAACGUGCACCGGCGUCAACUGUAACGGUGAUGAAUUCCCUGUACACUUGCAAUGUCAUCAGUGCGACGAUUGUGAUCAUAGUGAAUCAAUAACCGACUAUUGUCGUAAUAUUUUGGCCGAGAAAUGUUUUACUCUGCCUGGUGUAGGUGGAUCAGUUAUACGAGGAUGCGAUACGGAUGGGCAAUUUGAACUAUGUAGAAUGGAUCCAAAUUGUAAAAUCUGUUCGGGUGAUAAUUGUAAUGCUCCGAAAACUUGCUAUGAAUGUGAUGAUUGUUCGACAGUGGAUGAGUCAACGAAAAAAUGCAGUUCUUCCCUAGGCUGCUACACAUUACAACAAUUGGACUUGGAUUUGCAAAUAAGUCGGGGUUGCAUGGAAGACGAAUCAUUCAAGGACUGUGUUGAUGGCAUUAAUUGUCGUAUUUGCAGCGACAAUUAUUGCAACGUUGACCAACCGCGAACGGAGCCACUAAUUUGUUCCUCUUGUUCAGGACCUGACUGUGUAGAUUACAAUCCACCUAAAAAUUGUCCGAAUAGUAUUGGCAGGUUGAUUGAUUAUUGCGUCAGUUACGAAUUGGUGUCUGUAUCACUAUUCAAGGGCUGUUUCAGUGACGGUAUUUUAGAGGAAUUUGAGUCAGAUUGUUAUUCCAAUCAACCGAAGUUUUGUAAGUUGUGUGAAACCGACUAUUGUAAUACGCCCGCUUUGCAAUGUUUUCAUUGCUCGACUACGGAGAAUGGACUGGGCUGUCUUGUGAGUCCUGAAUCCACUGCUGCUAAAAUAUGCAACCAGGGAGAUGUUUGUGUCACGCUACUGGAUGAUGAAGGGCAUUUACAUCGGGGCUGUUCUUCAGAAAUUUCUUGUGACGGAAAGCUGUGCGAGUCCUGUAGCGAUGAGUACAACUGUAACAUCGCCAUUUUACCAGAAGCUAGAACAUAUUGCUAUCAAUGCGCUGGUGACGAGAGCUGUUUGGACACCAGUCAGCUAGAAACGCUGCCCUGUAAAACUCACAACGAUAAUGAUUAUUGCUAUACAUUUGUCAAGGACCAUUCGACCAUUUAUCGUGGUUGUGCGUCGGAUGAAUUAAGCGAGUGCCAUGAUAACACGUUUUGUGUUCCCUGCUACACCGCAAAUGGCUGCAACAGCCAGGAACCAACAGUCCCCAAUGAACUAUCUUGCGUCCAAUGCGAUGGACAUAGCGCAUGCAGAGGUUUAGUAUCUGGAACGAUGUGCGAAAAGGAACUGCUUUUAGGCCGUUCAGAAUCAUGUUAUACUCUCAAAUACAUAGAUUUGGAAAUCGAGAAAGGUUGUCUGUCUGAUCUGAGUGUUGAAAGUUCCUGGUACGGUGAUUGUCUGGCAAAUAAUGACAAAUGUUUUACCUGUACAAAUCAUGACUGUAAUCAUGGUCGUUCUUUGUGCCAUAAGUGUAAUUCUAAGAACGAUGCCGAUUGUGCUCAAAUUGUUAACAGUGAUCAUGUAACCGAAUGCGAAGCAGAAUGUGUAUCGAUUCUAAAUGAAGAUGGGUAUACUGUUCGUGACUGUAUCGAAUCUAUUGAAGGAUUAACUGUGAGUGAAUGUGACAGCUUACCGUAUUGUAGUACUUGCAAAACAAAGGAAUGCAACAGCGAAAUUAUGCACGAUAAUCAUUUGAUGUGCUAUCAAUGUAUGGGCGAUCAAGAGGAUUGUCUCAAGGCUGAAGAUUGGCAUAAGAAGGCAUGCCCACAGCAUCAAUCAAAUGACGCUUGUUAUACGUACUUUAAUAGCAUGAACUGGGUCGUUCGAGGAUGUUUAUCUAGCAAAGAAGACGGGCCUUGUGUUAAUGAGUGUAUCCCCUGCGACAUGCACGGUUGUAACAAACAAGAUCCACUUCAAUUUAACACGCUAACUUGUAUCUCAUGUAAAGAGGAUGAAUGUGAUGAUCUCAAACUGGGGUCAACCUGUACCGAAGAAAUUCUACUCGGUCGGCAGGAUUAUUGCUAUACAUACGAAGAUGAAAAUACACUGCAAAAAGGAUGUCUAAGUGAUUUAAAGGAGAUUAACGAGAUUAGGGAAGCUUGUGAAAACAACUCAGCAAUGUGCUCAAUUUGUGGCCACAAUAAUUGCAAUGGAGACUUUCACUAUUGUGUUACUUGUGACUCAAGCAGUUAUCCCGCAUGCGCUAGCUCAUUUCAAAUUGUUCCAUCUGAAUUGACAGAAGAUUGUGCAGAGCGAAAAUGCGUUUCAUUCAUUGACGAUUACGCAGACACUUGGAAGGGUUGUGUAAGCGAUUUGAAAUCAUGCGACUUGGAGGACUCGAACUGUCUCGAAUGUACCGGCUCCAUGUGUAACAAUGUAAUGUUUCCCGAUGACCGCAUCAUGUGCCACCAAUGCGACAAUUGCAACCAAUUACAGUCUACGCAACUACCAGAAGCCUGCCCUAAGUACAAACCCGACGAAUCUUGUUUCACCUAUAAGAUUGACGACAUGGUCUUCCGCGGUUGUUCAUCUCUAUCGAAUUACGAUUGUGAUCCGUCAAUGGAUAUUUGUUUAACCUGCACCGAGUCCGGGUGCAACAAUGAACCAAAACAAUACGACAGUACUUUGUUCUGUAUACAAUGUUAUGGAGAAGAUGAUUGUACACAAAUCAAAGAACCGACACCAUGCGCAGGAUCCGUCGACCUUGGAGACACAGACCAGUGCUUUAGCUUGACAAUAAACAAUAAAGUUCUUCAUAAAGGUUGUUCGCGAUCCGUAGGAAAUAACUGUGACCUUGGAACUUGCGAGCAUUGCGACUGUAACGGCUGCAACUUAAUGGAUGAAGAUCUACCGUUUGUAAAUUGUUUUGUGUGCAGUGGAGAUGGUUGUGGAGGGCAGAUACUGAAGGCAAGCAUGACGUGCGAAGAUAAAGUUUGCAUGACGUACAUGUCACGAGAGGGUGUAGUAUCACGGGGAUGUUUGAAGGACUUUUCUGAACUAUGCUCAAUAUAUGGAAAUAGCCAUGAAACAUGCGUAGGAGCAGAAUGUAAUGGUAACCUCUAUCCAGCUAACAGAAUCAAAUGCCAUCGUUGUCAGGAUUGUGCAGAAAAGUACCCAGAAUCAGAGAUCUGUCCAAGAUAUGUAGAAGGGGACGGUUGUUUUACGUUAUCCUCUUCAAACGGAAAUGAUAUUGCACGAGGAUGCUUAUCCGAGCUUUCUUCAAGUUGUACUGAACCAAAUUGUCGUCCAUGCUAUGGCAAUGGCUGCAACAAUGCAAUAGUAGAAGAACCAACCCCAACAACUACUAUAACUGAUUCAUCAACAGUAGAUUCAUCAACGGUUGAACCAUCAACAAUAGAUUCAUCACCAGUAGAUUCCUCAACAGUAGAUUCGUCAACGGUUGAAUCAUCAACAAUAGAUUCAUCAACGGUUGAAUCAUCAACGGUUGAAUCAUCAACUGUCGAUUCCUCAACAGUAGAUUCCUCAACAAUUGAUUCAUCAACCGUUGAUUCCUCAACAGUUGAUUCCUCAACCGUUGAUUCCUCAACAGUUGAUUCCUCAACCAUUGAUUCCUCAACAGUUGAUUCCUCAACAGUUGAUUCAUCAACCGCAAAACCAUCAACCGUAGAAUCAUCAACCGUUGAUUCAUCAACCAUUGAUUCAUCAACAGUUGAUUCCACAUCUGAUACACCAUCGGAUGGAAAUUAUGCUUGCAUACGUUGUGAGGAAAGUUCCGCAAAUGAACGUUGUGCUUGGGGUUAUCAACAGACAAUGGCUCAAUCGUGCCUAUCCAACGAUGCGGAUUGCUUCACUUGUGCAGCCGAUGGACUCAUUAUGCGGGGUUGUUCAACGGACGAGCAUUUUGCAAAGUGUUCGGGUAGUUCAAUUCAUAGAUGUUCCGAAUCCGGAUGUAACAUAGAGAGUCAGAAAAAGCAGUAUUGCGCGGUAUGCAGUGGAAGCUGCCAAGGGUUUAAGGUGUCUUUCGAGAUACAGGAAUGCCCAGGAAAUAUUGACUACGAAAACCGCGGAUGUUACGUACGAAAAAGCGAAUCAGGUGUAAUCAUAGCGCGAGGGUGUGUUGUUUCGCUUCCUCUGGCCACUAAAGAAGAGUGCCGCGGUACUGGAGAUAAGUGUACUAUUUGCUAUGAAGAUGGAUGCAAUAAAGGAACCCACUUAGGAGUCUUCAAUGGUUUAAUUGCUGCAGCAUUAAUCCUAGUUAUUUUAACUAAGAAUUAA